Molecule: messenger RNA, 844 nt
Organism: Humulus lupulus (European hop)
Lineage: Eukaryota; Viridiplantae; Streptophyta; Magnoliopsida; Rosales; Cannabaceae
Exons: 6
Coding region: 146-682 (178 amino acids)
Molecular function (GO): protein binding
Source: RefSeq, a predicted model, not a curated record
UACCCAAUUCAAAACCCGCUCCCGCAUCAAUUUUUCUACUUUAAUUUCAGUGGAAGCUCCUGAGGUAGGAGUACGCCGGCCCGCCAUUAGAGAACCGCACCCCUUUCUCAUCUGAUCUCUUUCCGUUUGUCUCAUAGAUACUACAAUGUUUACCAAUGAAAAAAGGCAAAAGGAACGCACUGGAAGAUACGGUACUCCAAGGCUACAAUACCUUCAGGAAUUGGUUACUCAAUUUCAGAACGCUACGAAUGAAGAAACAAAAGAAAGAGCGGUUGCUAAUUUGGCCAACUUUGCUUAUGAUCCUUACAAUUAUUCUUUCCUGCGCCAGCUCAAUGUUUUAGAACUCUUUCUGGACUGCAUAACAGAACCAAACGAGAAGCUUGUGGAAUUUGGAAUAGGAGGGGUAUGCAAUUCUUGUUCUGAACCAGAAAAUGCUGCAAUAAUUACUCAAUGUGGGGGAGUCCCUCUUGCAAUUCAAUGUUUAUCAAGCCCUGUCAAAAACACUGUGAAUUCCGCACUUGGAGCUCUUUAUUAUCUCUGCAACAAAUCUAACAGGGACGAGAUUAUAAAACCAGAAGUGGUAGAUCUCAUCAAUAGAUAUGCUGCAGCUGAAGCCACGAGUGUCAGCUUCAGUAACUUGGCCAGGGCUUUUUUGGACAAACAUGUAUUCGAAAGCAAUUGACAGAUGGGGCCAAGUUUCUUCUUGUAAUCCUAUUGAAAACAACACGAAAUUAUUUAGAACAUCAGAUUCCUUCUCUUAGUCCUGUACAUUCUACUAAUCCACUUUUCUGCUUUUCCAUUUGCACUGAUGGAAGCGUAUAAUAAAUAAAUUACAACUUCUUUA